AUGCGACAGUUCGACCUUUGUCAAGCCAUCCCCGCCCCGUGUGACACGAGUGUCCAGUUGCACAGGACAGACCGACGAGGAAAGGGGGAGGUUAACUGGGCAGUUCAGCAUGCCCCUUACAUUGACAUGUGGGACCAGCGGCUGCAGCACGUCGCGGAUGGUGCGCCUGUCCAAGGCCUGAUGGAGUAUCACGAUCCAUACAUGGUAUGGUACAGGAGCAUUACCCGACGCUUCAUCAACCCUAACUACACCCCACCCUCAACGCAUUACCACCCAGCUUUUGGAGACAUCAGUGGAUAUGCGUCUGAUAUGCUUGCUAUACAUGAUGCACUAGAAGUCUUGAGCAUAUCAUAUCCCACCAUACCGCAGUUGGAUGACAUUCACGCAAUGACUGUGAGUAGCUUACAGAGACAUGGUCAUGGCCAUCUUAUCCCCCAAGGCCGGGACCAAUCACACCGCCGUUCACACCGUGAGGUAGGCAGCAGUAGUAGGGGACAGACUCACACGUCCCCUACAGGGUCCCCCCUGUUUUUUGAUGAUCAGGAAGAUAUCGCCAUCCACAUGUCUGCGCCAUACUCAUCUCAAGAAGGACCAUCUUCCAGCCAACAGACUCCUCCCCAGACCUCUGCCCCAGAUCCUUUCAUAACGUUCAUUUUCUGUACAUUAUCAACUUCACCAUACGCAUUCAUUCUUUUCAUUGUAUUGGUUGCUGGUGUUGUUGUUGUUGCUGGUGUUGUUAAUGUUGCUGAUGUUGUUGCAGUUAUUGUUGUGGUUCCUGUUGUUAAGGUUGUAGUAGUUGUUGUGAUUGUUGUUGAUGCUCUUGUUGGGGUUGUCGCUGUUGCUCUUGUUGGGGUUGUCGCUGUUGCUGUUGUUAGAUAA
Chenopodium quinoa (quinoa) is the source of this 879-nucleotide messenger RNA. RefSeq lists its product as uncharacterized. The record is from RefSeq and is a predicted model, not a curated record. NCBI's taxonomy places the organism in Eukaryota, Viridiplantae, Streptophyta, Magnoliopsida, Caryophyllales, Amaranthaceae. The transcript is spliced from 4 exons. The coding region runs from base 1 to 879 and encodes 292 amino acids.